ACAGCCUGCCUGGUUAAGCAUAACAGGAGAAGAAACUAUCUCAGCUUCUCAGAUCUGACUCUGACGGCAAGCCCACCGGCCUCCAUCAUGGUGCAUACAGGUGUGCUGACUGGACUCCUCCUGCUCUCCCUGUUCUCCUCUGUACUAUCAGUGCAAAAGGUGGAUCUGAACACUCUCCAUAGAAUCAUCCGAGUCUUUGAGACCAGAUUUGUACAGACUCCAGGUCACCAGUAUGCCGUGGCCAUCAACGUCCCGGCAGGACAGUGUGGGGCCGGUUUCAAUGAGAACAACUUCCUUAGCAGUGAGGAGGCAAACAAGGUCAAGAAUGACCUCAAUGACGAUACAAAGAGACUUUACACGGGAAGACAGAUGGUCGCUGCCAAACCAAAGGGCCGUGGCUCCAAUGCCAUCCACUCAGAGCGUAUCUUGCUCAUGUGUGAGGAUAGCAGCCAAGCUGUCACUCCUAUGCAAAACCUGCUGAACACAGGGGACAGAAAUGGCUGUGUGGUGUUCUACACCUACAACUCUCCAUGUCUGGACUACUGCCUGAACCAAGUAAAUGAUAACAACCUAAAGAACUGGGAGAAGGUCCAGAAAGAGAAAGGAAAAAUGAAUGUCCCCCCCGCUGUGGAGAAGUGCAUCCUGAACUCUCUCAGUAUACUGACCAACCACCCCGGUCCCAAGGCCUUUGUGUUCAGUCAGGUCUAUGACAAAGACACAAAAAAUACCGAGCUGUUGGCCCCUGCCCUGAAGGAGGUUGCAGAGAAGGUCCCCCUCUACAAAUGUAACACCAACUCCUGUAUCGAGUGCCUGGAUAACAAUAACAACUUCAACAGUCAAUGCCUGUCCUAAGUGAGACACAUUGCAGUCAUGUCCAAAUGGAUAUUCAUAUUUUUUCUUUCCAUGAAUACUAAUGAUUUCAGUCUUUGUAACUUGAUUUACUGACAUAUUUUAAUACUCUUUACUACUGUUAAUUAUGCACUUGUGAUUUGAAAUCAUUUAAUAAAUAUCA
Molecule: messenger RNA, 1012 nt
Organism: Brienomyrus brachyistius
Lineage: Eukaryota; Metazoa; Chordata; Actinopteri; Osteoglossiformes; Mormyridae
Exons: 3
Coding region: 88-852 (254 amino acids)
Source: RefSeq, a predicted model, not a curated record